Messenger RNA from Brenthis ino (lesser marbled fritillary), 3819 nucleotides. The record is from the annotation of a GenBank genome assembly. Lineage: Eukaryota; Metazoa; Arthropoda; Insecta; Lepidoptera; Nymphalidae.
AUGGCUCCUCCACCGGAGUAUGAUAAGGAACCAAAAGCACCGGAUAAAAGUAUCGCUAAUAUUUCUAUAGACGAUUCAAAAGUACUUUACAAUCAUAUUAAGGAUCAUACAACGAACCCUGACCACAAAGCCGUGACAGCGAGUGCCAACGAAGUAGAGAACAACAAACAUGUUGAAACACUCGACGAUGGUCAACUGCGUGCGCUACUAGAUGAGGCUAUCACAUAUAAAUGUCCUAAAGACCGUGAGGGGAAGAGUAUACUUUUCAAGAAUCUUCUGCAAGAGGUGGAACAAGACGAGCAGGCGUGCGAGGCGGCGGCGCGCGAGCUGGGCGCGGGGCGCGGGGGCCGGCGUGGGCGCGGCCGCCGCGAACAUCACUCGAGCUUACAGGACCUAGUGGCGGCGAUGGCGGGCGAGGCGGUGCCGCGGCGCGGGCGCGCGCACGCCGCGCACGCCGCGCCGCCCGCCGCCAGCGUGUCGGCGCGCGCGCUGCACGGCGGCAGUCUGCCCUCCGGCGUCGACACUUCGUUCCUCCUGAGCGAGGAGGCGGGUGCGGCGGGCGGCGCGGGCGCGGGCGCGGCGCGCGGCGGCUACCUGGCCACGGUGCGCUGCGUCAACCCGCCGCCGCUGGCCGAGCGCCGCGUGUCGGCCGGCGACGCCGCGCCCGAGCCCGCCGCGAACCACGCGCUCGCGGACGACGCGCCCGCCAGAAGGAGUAAGCCGGUGUUCCCGAUGACGUACACAGCGCGAGCGACGCUCGAGAUCGGCAGCGGCAGCGUGUGCUCGGGCCGCGCGGUCACCACCACCACCGCGUCCAACCAGGUGCGUACCCCCCACUCCCCACCGCGCGCCGUGCGCCCCGCGCCCUCCCCGCAGGCUCGCCUGCUGCGCGCGCUGCGCGGUGGUGACCCGCGCGGCCCCGCGCCCGCCGCGCCAGCCGCCCGCGCUGACGCGCUGUGGGCCGAGAGCGUGGCCGCCUGGUACAGCACGCUAGGCCGCUACGACCCCGUAGAUCGCAUCAAACACAACUCUAGUGUCGCUCAUAGUAAUUUACAGUCCAAGAGCACUAAUAAGUCACAAACUGAUAAACAACUCCACGUAGAUAGGCAAAAUUUAUCGAAGAAUAAAAACGAUACUAAUAGUGCUAGUAGCGCACAACAUAGAACACUUAAUAUUAAUAAACAAUUUAAAGAUUCGUUUUAUAAAGAUAUUUCUAGUAACGUACAUAAAGCUAAAUGUGAUAAUAUUGGAAACGGAGGAAAUGUUUUCGAUGAUAACGAAAGUGAUAUUAGUUUAAGGAAAGAGUAUAGAGAAAGAGUAGGCCAUGACUUAGUGGCACCGAGUAUAUCAACAAUAAAUCCAAAGAAUUUCAGAAGUAUGACUAUAGGCAAGCCUUUAUAUUUACCUACACAAGAAAGUAAUACUAAAAAGAAGUCACAGAAAAAAAAGCGUAAAGAAUUUCAAGUGGAAAUUGAUGGCAACCGUUCCGUUGUAUGUAAAGAUAUAAAAACUCAAGAUAGUGACGAUAUCGCCACAAACAGUCUUCAAUAUAGUAACGAGUCUGAAUUCCCAAAAACACAAGUAGGAAAGCAAACUAAUAUUGAAAUAGAAAUGAGCGAAAUGGUCUCAAAACGUCCAGAAACAGAAACACAUUCUAGCAUAGAAAUGACUGAAAUGAUCUCAAAAUACCCGAAACAAAUUUCAAAUAAUACAGACAUUGAGCUUGUAGAUAUUUCAUAUAAUACAAUUCCUGAUACAUAUCAUUCUUUCUCCGAAUUCGUCUCUAACCAACAUAAACUAAUGGAAAUUAUAGAAAUAAAUAACAAUAAUGAUAUUUCUGCACAAAAUCAGGUCAAUAUCGAAAGCCAAUUUAAAGAAAUUGCAGAAGUUGAUGAUAAAAACGUAAAUAUCGAUGAGUCGAGUGUAAUGGACGUUGACAAUAAAAUAUCAAAAGAUGUUGCACUUUCAAUAACAAAGGAAGACGUACAAAAACCGAAUGAACAAUUUGUCAUCACUGAAUUACCAGAUAACGCUUAUAUUUUUCUAACACUUCCAAAAAGCUUUCUCACAGCCGCUUGUAACAAAAACGAACAGACCGUUAAAAUUAAGGAAAUCGCCAAUAACAAUACUAACGAUGUCGAUGCAAAUAAAAAUACUAAUAAGAAAUCCAAGAAAAAACAAAACCAAGUAACAUCGAAUACAGCCAACAGCAAUAUGAAUAAAAGUGCUUUGAAAAUGCUUCUUUACAGAGAUAGUGACAAAUAUAAAUCAGUUAAAAAGAAAUCUAUCGAGGACCUUGAGGUGGACUCGGCCAUACCGUUCAGUUGCAUCACGACGCCCGAGGUUGUGGCGAGCUGCAACACCACCUCCUCUACUUCGCAGUCGACCGUCGCUGUAGACCCUAAGCCCCGCAGCGUGAUAUCAAGCAACUUCAACGGUCUGCCGCUGUCCCGGCCCGGCUACGCCUCCACCACCUCCUCCAACACCGACGAGUACAAGGUGCCUAUACUCACUGUGCACUACCGUUUACAGAAAUCUCUUGAUGAAAACGGCAAUGCAGUACAAGGAUUCAGUUCACCCCUCUCAGGAUCUAGUCAACACAAGAAGCCACGGAGGAAGAAGUCGUCCAAAAACGAGACGGUGAUCACGUCGCACCAGAUCGACGGCUACCAGGGCAACAAGGACCUCAACGAAGUGCUGCGCUUCAUUGAGUCACACGCAGACGGCGCGCGAGCGCCCAAGCUGCGCGCCAAGCACCACGAUUGCGACGACAAGGCGGGCAAGAAGCGCUCCACUGAGCGCCGUAAGGACAAGGAGCCCAAGCUCAAGCGCGCCACCUCGCUCGAGGAGCUGUCGCGCACCACGCUCGAGGACCUCACGGACGAGCGCCGCCCCGCGCCCGCGCCCGCCCGCGCCGGCGCCGCGCCCGCGCCGCCCAAGCCCGAGCGCCGCUCCUGGGGCGACGACGCGCGCACGCUGCUCUAUCGUCCGCCCGCCUCCGCACCCACCCCCGCCCCGGCUGAUGCCGCGCCGCAAGAGCUCACCGACUUCCAGACCGUCACCAAGAAACGCAAGCCCCGUCGCCGUGCCGACGACGCCGACCGCGACCCCGCCACACGCCGGGCGCGCGCCACCUCGCCUGAGCCUCGUCGCGCGCCGCCGCCCUCCGCGCCCCCCUCUGCGCCCGCCUCUGACCGCAGCAACGACUCCAACGACGACAUGGACUCCGUGCACUCGUUGCCCGCCACCGCCACCACCAUACCGCCCGCCCUCGCUGCGCCCCCCGCCCCCCUGCGCCGCCCCCGCCGCCGCCGCCCGCGCCGCCGCACGCCUCUGCCUGCCGGCGGGGGCGGCGGUGGCGGCGCGGGGGCGGGCGACGCGGAGCAGUACCCGGCGCUGGAGGCGCGGCGCAAGCCGGCGGUGGCGCGGCCGGAGCGCGCGCGCAAGGAGCGGGACGCGCGCGCGCCCGAGCCCGCGCCCGACGUGGUGGCGGACCGGCGGCCGCCCGUUAUCCUGCUAGACUCGGCGGCGCGACCGCGGGACAUGGACGGCGUCACGUUCGGCUUCGACAUCAACGAGCAGCUGCUGGGCGGGCCGCGGCGCGCGCGCUGCGACUUGCUGCGCGACGCCGAGCCCGCGGCGCCGGGCGCGCCGCCGGCCGCGCUGCCGGUGCGCGCGGGCUGCGGCGCUGCGCUGCGCUACGUGCCGCCCGACGCGCCGCCCGACACCGCGCACCUGCACCAGAUCAUAGACUACGUGGGCGCCGCCUGGGACGAUGUGGUGCGGUGCGGCGGCGGCAAGGUGCGCUACUUCAGCGAG